Symphalangus syndactylus (siamang) is the source of this 3958-nucleotide messenger RNA. RefSeq names its product SEC24 homolog A, COPII component (gene SEC24A). The record is from RefSeq and is a predicted model, not a curated record. Gene Ontology annotation, cellular component: COPII vesicle coat; endoplasmic reticulum exit site. NCBI's taxonomy places the organism in Eukaryota, Metazoa, Chordata, Mammalia, Primates, Hylobatidae. Gene Ontology annotation, biological process: COPII-coated vesicle cargo loading; intracellular protein transport; endoplasmic reticulum to Golgi vesicle-mediated transport. Gene Ontology annotation, molecular function: zinc ion binding; SNARE binding.
GAUUGCGGCUGCGCGGCCGGCGGCUGACAGGCACUUCCGGCCAGGGCCUCCCUCCUUCUCUCAAGAUUUGGCUGCCGCCUUCCAGCCGGGCGUUCGCGGCCCCGCCGGCCCGACUCCCAAGCCUCAGCUCCCAGGCUAGGCCGUGGCCGCCGGUGGCCUGGGGAGAGUGCGGCGCCAUGCCUCGGGCUUAAUGCGCCCCCCUCUCUUCUCCCAGUCUUCAGUCUUAAGUCGUUAGCCUCCUCCCUCCGCUUUCGGCAGUGGUCUUUCAGCUCUCUUCUUGUGCGCUGUUGUCGACCCUGACCAGCCCCUUCCAACCCAGAUAACCGCCGUCGUCAUGUCCCAGCCGAGAAUACCGGCCUCCGGCGGCGCCCCAGCCAGCCUCCAGGCCCAGAACGGAGCCGCCUUGGCCUCGGGGUCUCCCUACACCAACGGUCCUGUCCAAAAUGCAUUACUGUCUUCACAAGAGUCAGCGAGCCAAGGAUACAAUUUCCAGCUUCCAGGAUCCUACCCGCAUCCAAUACCAGCAAAGACUUUGAAUCCAGUCUCUGGACAGUCUAACUAUGGUGGCUCUCAGGGAUCUGGGCAGACUCUUAAUAGACCACCUGUGGCCUCUAAUCCAGUGACACCUUCGCUUCAUAGUAGUCCUGCUCCCCGAAUGCCAUUUCCUGCUUCUCAGAACCCAUCUACUACACCAAUGCCUUCUAGUUGCUUUCUUCCUGGAGCCAACCUGCCACCACCUUUGAAUUGGCAAUAUAACUAUCCAUCCACAGCCUCACAAACAAACCAUUGUCCUCGUGCAUCAUCCCAACCAACUGUAUCUGGAAAUACAAGUUUAACCACAAAUCAUCAAUAUGUUUCUUCUGGAUAUCCUUCACUUCCAAAUAGCUUCAUAAAGUCAGGUUCUUCUGUACCUCCCUUAGCGAAUCCACCUCUGCCUACAACUUUUCAACCAGGAGUUCCUCAUGGGCCCCCUCCAGCUGGAGGCCCACCCCCAAUAAGGGCCCUCAUGCCCCAGACAUCAUCAUAUAGAGAUGUACCCCAGCCCUCAUUUAAUUCGGCUGUCAACCAAGAAGGUAUUACAUCAAAUACCAAUAACGGAUCUAUGGUGGUCCACAGUAGUUACGAUGAGAUUGAAGGAGGUGGCUUAUUGGCAACACCACAGCUUACUAAUAAGAAUCCCAAAAUGAGCCGAAGUGUUGGAUAUUCAUAUCCCUCCUUACCGCCUGGUUAUCAGAACACAACACCACCUGGUGCAACUGGAGUACCACCCUCUUCCUUGAAUUACCCAAGUGGGCCACAAGCCUUUACUCAGACUCCCUUAGGUGCUAAUCAUUUAACCACAAGCAUGAGUGGAUUAAGUCUACAACCAGAGGGUCUAAGAGUUGUCAAUCUUCUUCAAGAAAGAAACAUGCUUCCAACAACACCUUUGAAGCCUCCAGUUCCAAAUUUGCAUGAAGACAUCCAGAAACUCAACUGUAACCCAGAGUUAUUUCGAUGCACGCUGACUAGCAUUCCUCAGACGCAGGCCUUAUUGAAUAAAGCCAAACUUCCUUUGGGGCUGCUGCUUCAUCCUUUCAAAGACUUAGUGCAAUUACCUGUGGUUACCUCCAGUACAAUUGUGAGAUGCCGUUCAUGCAGGACAUACAUCAAUCCUUUUGUCAGCUUUCUUGAUCAAAGGAGAUGGAAGUGUAACUUAUGUUAUCGAGUCAAUGAUGUUCCUGAAGAAUUCUUGUACAACCCUUUGACCAGAGUUUAUGGAGAACCUCACAGAAGACCAGAAGUUCAAAAUGCUACUAUUGAGUUUAUGGCUCCUUCAGAAUACAUGUUACGACCACCUCAGCCUCCAGUGUAUCUCUUUGUAUUUGAUGUGUCUCACAAUGCAGUCGAAACUGGAUACUUGAAUUCAGUUUGCCAGAGUUUGUUAGACAAUCUGGAUUUGCUUCCUGGCAACACUAGAACAAAAAUUGGCUUCAUAACAUUUGACAGUACAAUCCAUUUCUACAGUCUUCAGGAAGGUCUCUCUCAACCUCAGAUGCUAAUAGUUUCAGAUAUCGAAGAUGUUUUUAUACCUAUGCCAGAGAACUUACUAGUAAACUUAAAUGAAAGUAAAGAGCUCGUGCAAGAUUUACUGAAAACUUUGCCACAAAUGUUUACCAAGACUCUGGAGACCCAGAGUGCCUUGGGUCCUGCACUGCAGGCUGCCUUUAAGCUGAUGUCUCCAACUGGUGGUCGAAUGUCUGUCUUUCAAACACAACUCCCAACUCUUGGAGUGGGAGCCCUGAAACCACGAGAGGAACCAAACCACAGGUCAUCUGCUAAGGAUAUACACCUGACACCAUCCACUGACUUCUAUAAGAAAUUAGCCUUGGACUGUUCUGGUCAGCAAGUAGCUGUUGACUUAUUCCUUCUCAGUGGACAGUAUUCUGAUUUGGCUUCUCUGGGUUGUAUUUCUCGGUAUUCAGCAGGUAGUGUCUAUUACUAUCCCUCUUACCAUCAUCAGCACAACCCAGUCCAAGUACAGAAAUUAUGGAAGGAACUACAGAGAUACCUUACGCGGAAGAUUGGCUUUGAGGCAGUCAUGAGGAUUCGGUGCACCAAAGGUCUUUCCAUUCAUACUUUCCAUGGGAACUUCUUUGUUAGGUCAACCGACUUAUUGUCUUUGCCUAAUGUCAACCCAGACGCUGGGUAUGCAGUACAGAUGUCAGUGGAAGAGAGUCUUACUGACACUCAGUUGGUUUCUUUUCAGUCAGCACUCUUGUAUACAUCCAGCAAAGGCGAAAGAAGAAUUCGUGUUCAUACUUUGUGUUUGCCAGUAGUUUCAACUCUGAAUGAUGUCUUUCUUGGAGCUGAUGUUCAAGCAAUUUCAGGGUUAUUGGCCAAUAUGGCUGUUGACAGAUCUAUGACUGCCAGUCUGAGUGACGCUCGGGAUGCUCUAGUGAAUGCAGUCAUUGACUCCCUUUCAGCUUACCGUUCUUCAGUCUUAAGUAACCAGCAGCCUGGACUCAUGGUUCCUUUUUCUUUGCGGCUUUUCCCACUUUUUGUGUUGGCUCUCCUUAAACAGAAAUCAUUCCAGACUGGGACAAAUGCACGUCUAGAUGAACGCAUUUUUGCUAUGUGUCAAGUGAAAAACCAGCCCUUGCUUUACCUUAUGCUCACAACUCAUCCCAGUUUGUAUAGAGUUGACAGUCUCUCAGAUGAGGGAGCACUCAACAUCAGUGAUAGAACCAUACCUCAGCCCCCCAUUCUUCAGCUUUCAGUGGAGAAGCUGAGCAGAGAUGGAGCUUUCCUCAUGGAUGCAGGCUCUGUACUGAUGCUUUGGGUUGGAAAAAAUUGUACACAGAAUUUUCUCAGCCAAGUUCUAGGAGUUCAAAACUAUGCAUCAAUUCCACAGCCUAUGACAGACCUUCCAGAACUUGAUACACCAGAAUCUGCCAGAAUAAUAGCUUUCAUCUCUUGGCUUAGAGAGCAGAGACCAUUUUUCCCAAUACUUUAUGUAAUAAGGGAUGAGAGUCCAAUGAAAGCAAACUUCCUUCAAAACAUGAUAGAAGACAGAACAGAAUCUGCAUUAUCAUAUUAUGAAUUCCUGUUGCAUAUACAGCAACAAGUGAAUAAAUGAAUGAAUGAAGAAAUUUGACUUAAUUAUUUCUAAGGAAUGUCAUGAUAGUGCAGAAUACCUGGAAAUGUGUAAUACCUUCUUUUUCUAUUAUGUUUGUGGACUAAUGUGAUGAUUGAGAUGUUCUCACUGUGAUUUCAACAACCUAUAGCAAAUAAAAGUCCACAGCAGAGAAUCAAACAUGCAACUCUGAAAUACUGUAUUUUUCAAAUUAGAAUAUAGCUACAUAUGAUUGGAUACUUUUUUCUUGCCAAUUAUGUUUGAGUUGUUAUGGAUUAAAAUAAGACAAGACAAUAUUGCAGAGGCAAAGUACACUUUGUAAAAUAAAGAUUUCUGUGUUCUACA